CCUUUCUUCGUGGUUUUAUCAUUACUCUUUUGAAGGCAUCAGCCAUUGUUGGUAAUAAGUAAUUGAUGGAGAAAAUACUCUUUCGUCGUCGUAUUUUUUUAACGAGAGUGUUGCUUUUAGUACUCAUGGUGAAGGGUCGGAACGGGAAGAACCUGCUCAUGCUGAAUGGUUACACGUACUAUCAGCAUAAGCUGCUGCGUGAUGGCUUCAGAUGGAGUUGCACCCAGAUGGGAUCCAGGUCCUGCAGGGGUUUCCUGCAUGUGUCUGCCGAUAUUCCGGUGGUUCGUGCUCACAUUGAGCACACGCACCCGCCGUAUGCGACCUACUCUCUGCAUAACGUGAAGAAGAAUUUGUCGAAUGCAAGGAAAUAUAACAAACUAAUUUAUUUAAAUUAGAUAAUUUAUUGAAGAAGUCAAGAGAGAAGGUGGAAUUGGAUAGAUUAUUUAAACAUAACAAUAAUUUUAAUAGAAAUAAACUAACAUCGUUGUGUUUGUUUAUUAUUAUUUUUCUUUCGUUUUUCAUUGUUUUUCGUUUUUCUAUGCCAUGUUUACAAUUUAAUCAUGUUUUGACCUGUUUUAGAUGUAAAUAGGGUUUUGAGGAAGAGAUUAAAUGUAUAAUCUAGGGA
This is a messenger RNA of Colias croceus (clouded yellow), 625 nucleotides long. RefSeq lists its product as uncharacterized. Lineage: Eukaryota; Metazoa; Arthropoda; Insecta; Lepidoptera; Pieridae. The transcript has 2 exons. The record is from RefSeq and is a predicted model, not a curated record. The coding region runs from base 66 to 395 and encodes 109 amino acids.